AGAGUCUCUUCUCAAAGGCUGUUUCACAGUGAAAAUAUGCUCAGUGCAGCUGAGUGCAUGAAUGAAAAAGCCUCUGGUACCUUCUAGUCUGGCAAAAUGCAGCACGAAACUCAACUUACUCUGUCCUUUCUGCUGUCCCAGAUUCUGCUGCUUGCAUGUGCAGAAGACUUAGAAUGUGUCCCUGGAUUCCAGCAAAAAAAAUUUUACAUUGAAGAGCCAAUUGAAUUCACAGAAGACCAGCCAGUUCUGAACUUGAAAUUUGAUGACUGCAAGGGGAAUAACAAAUUGAACUUCGAAGUUUCUAACCCAGACUUUAAGGUGGAACGUGAUGGGUCUUUAGUUGCGCUAAAGAAUGUAUCAGAAGCUGGCAGAGCCUUGUUUGUCCACGCGCGGUCUGAGCAUGCUGAGGAUAUGGCAGAAAUUUUGAUUGUUGGAGCAAAUGAAAAACAUGGUGCAUUAAAGGAAAUCUUUAAGAUAGAAGGCAACCUUGGAAUUCCAAGACAAAAAAGGGCUAUUUUGGCAACUCCAAUAUUAAUUCCUGAGAAUCAAAGACCACCGUUCCCCAGAUCUGUUGGCAAGGUCAUCAGCAGUGAAGGAACAGAGGGAGCAAAGUUUCGGCUCUCUGGUAAGGGAGUAGAUCAAGACCCAAAAGGAAUUUUCAGAAUCAAUGAGAUCAGUGGGGAUGUCUCUGUGACCCGAGUCCUGGAUAGAGAAGCAAUUGCCAAUUAUGAGCUUGAAGUUGAGGUCAUAGACAUAAGUGGGAAAACCAUUGAUGGUCCAGUCCGUCUAGAUAUUGCUGUUAUUGAUCAAAAUGACAACAGGCCAAUGUUCAAAGAAGGACCCUAUGUUGGUCAUGUCAUGGAGGGAUCCCCUACAGGAACGACUGUGAUGCGAAUGACAGCAUUUGAUGCUGAUGACUCCAGCACAGACAAUGCUCUUCUGCGGUAUAACAUCCUCAAACAGUCACCUACCAAACCGUCUCCAAAUAUGUUCUAUAUUGAUCCAGAAAAGGGAGAUAUUGUUACAGUGGUGUCACCUGUACUGUUGGAUCGUGAGACUAUGGAGACUCCAAAAUAUGAGCUAGUUAUAGAAGCUAAGGACAUGGGUGGUCUUGAUGUGGGACUAACCGGCACAGCAACUGCCACCAUUCUUAUUGAUGACAAAAAUGACCAUCCACCUGAAUUUACCAAGAAAGAGUUUCAAGCUACAGUAAAGGAGGGAGUCACAGGUGUAAUAGUAAACUUAACUGUUGGUGACCGAGACGACCCAGCAACUGGAGCAUGGAGAGCUGUCUACACCAUUAUUAAUGGAAACCCAGGGCAGAGUUUUGAGAUCCAUACCAACCCCCAGACUAAUGAGGGAAUGCUCUCUGUUGUCAAACCUUUAGACUAUGAGAUUUCUGCAUUUCACACGUUGCUAAUCAAAGUAGAAAACGAAGACCCACUGAUUCCAGACAUCGCCUAUGGACCCAGUUCCACAGCAACAGUUCAGAUCACCGUUGAGGAUGUGAAUGAAGGCCCAGUUUUCCACCCAAAUCCAAUGACAGUGACAAAACAGGAAAACAUCCCUGUUGGCAGUGUUGUUUUAACGGUAAAUGCCACUGAUCCAGAUACUUUGCAGCAUCAGACUAUCAGGUAUUCAGUUUACAAGGAUCCAGCAGGCUGGCUAGAAAUCAACCCUACCAACGGUACCAUUGGCACCACGGCUGUUCUGGAUCGGGAGUCUCCUCAUGUUCAGAACAACGUAUACACUGCUCUCUUUCUGGCAAUAGACAGUGGUAACCCUCCUGCUACAGGUACAGGAACUUUACACAUCACUUUAGAGGAUGUCAAUGACAACGUCCCAUCCCUUUAUCCAACACUGGCAAAAGUUUGUGACGAUGCAAAAGAUCUCAGGGUAGUGGUGCUAGGAGCAUCAGAUAAAGACCUUCAUCCCAACACAGAUCCGUUCAAAUUUGAACUGAGUAAGCAAUCUGGCCCAGAAAAAUUGUGGAGAAUUACCAAGCUUAACAAUACUCAUGCUCAGGUCGUCCUGCUUCAAAACCUGAAAAAGGCCAAUUACAACAUCCCAAUCUCAGUCACAGAUUCUGGACAACCACCACUGACUAACAACACAGAACUGAAAUUACAAGUGUGUUCCUGCAAGAAAUCCAAAAUGGACUGCAGUGCAACUGAUGCCCUUCAUAUCAGCAUGACCCUUAUCCUUCUUUCACUCUUCAGUUUAUUGUGUCUGUAAGAACUCCUGACAUUUGAAGCUGUCCUACCAAGUUGCCAUGGCAACGAGAAAAAAAGAAACCGUCAGAUCUGAAGAUUGCAGUUUACAGUUACUGUUCUUCACUACUAGGCCUCAGUUGCUCCAGAUUCAGUUUAAUUUGCAACCUCACUUAAUCUGUCCGACUAUACAUUGGUGUUUGGCAGCCUCCACCCUCACUCCCGUUGGUUAAUGGAUUCCUCUUGCCACACGCAAGGUUUAUGCGGAUUCUCUCCGAAUGUUUAAAAGACCACGACACACCUAAACUGGACCUUGGGGGAGCAGAAAACAGAUUGACUCAAUUUUUUUUCUAUCUGUUGACUUGUUGCUAUUCAACUGUUCAGAAAAUAUUUUGUCCGUGGGUUAGUAUUUGUAUAUGUAUGAGUGUAUGUAUAUAUAUAUAUUUAUAUAGAGAGAAGAGUUAUAGGACAGGUUUAGCUUUCUUAAAAUCAUCUGGAGUGUGCGAGGGACAAAGCAGAACAACACAGGCCCAGAUGAAUUGUAACUAUCCUACCAUGGCUAAACCUACUGUAUUUGCUGUUUAUAGUGUGGCCAAGAGGAGAGAGCCUAUUGCAAUCGUACUGCUGCAACAGCCACUCUGUUGGCACAAAUAAGGCAGGCCCAGGGCUCUGCAGUGUCACUUCUUGUACCUCAGGUUCAGCAAACAAGAAAUGCAAGUCCCCCUGCCUUGUUUCUGAUCCGAACUGCCCCACAUGGAAUUGAUGAUCCUGGUGCUCAGCUCCCUCGGUGGGUGGGAGGUUCUGCCCAGCUCUGGUCUGUGAGGAAGCGGGAAGCAGCGGCUGCAGCCAGCCCUGAUGGGGCACGAUGUACAGCAAUGCCAGUGCUGGGCCUGACCUCAAAGGGGCUAAAGUCAGCUUCCUUUAUGGUCCUGCAGAUAGCUGUUUGCUGGGGCACUUUACAAAAUGUAAGUCUUUGGCCAGCUCCGUGGGCUCCACAGUUAGGUAAGUAGAUGCCUGUGGAGGAGCAGCUGAUUAGAAGAGCAAAGUAUUUCUCAGCAGCACUGGUCUCUCUCAGCGCCUCUGUGCAGCUGUCAUCACACACGGGAGCGCAACAAGGAAAACAGAUGCCCUGUUCUAUAAAUAAAUUCACAUACACAUAUAUAUAGUUUUGAAUAUAUAUAUACAUACAUACACAUGUACACACAGUUUCCAGUUAAGAGUAACAAGAGCAUUUCUUUGUGUGUGUAAACUUACCACACUUGUUUGCAGACAUGGGGGAAAAAAAAGGGUGUUCGCUAUAUAUGAAUAUCAAUCCUUUUUUUAUUCUGUGAGCAUGUAAGGUCACAAAGAGCCUUCCAACUGUAUCAAGAUGAUCAUCUUGUUAAUAAAUUGUAAAUGAUCCAUCAAAGCUCACACCAAAUUUUUAUAAAAUUAACACAAAAAGUAUACUAGUGACAGACUGUGGCUUUUAUUAGAGCUUGCCAGUAACUAGGGUAAGGUGUCUUAGAAUAUUUUAAUAAACUUGCUUAUUUAAAGUUUAAAUGAGAAAGCUUCCUUAUGCAAUAGAACUUUGCAGCUGCAUUCUUCAGUUAGCAUUUUCACAGUACUUACGAGUCAUACUGUAUGUUGUCUUUACUACAGUGAGAUUAUGAGCAUAUCUUCUCCACACCCUGUAUAUGUUUCAAUAGUAAAGCUUUCUGGAAACAUUAAAAAGUCAAAACAUAUAUUUAGUUUUCCAUAAUGCUACACUAGAUAUUAAAUGUGUGUUGGUGGUUAAAAAUUGCUGUACAAUAGCUUUUCUCUGACUUCCUGUGUUGUACCAAAUAUGAAAGCAGUCUUUUUUCUUUAAUCAAAAGGCAUAAUAACAACAGCAACAGAGGAAAGAUUAUUUGUGUUGUGAACUUUCCUAACACUGUCAAUUUCUUGAUAAGAUACCAACUGCCUUCAGACAGGAACCUAUUAUUUUUGUUCAUCCAGCUUAACUCCUGCAGUCCUGACCAAGUAAAAUCUCCCACUGACCUUGUUUCUCUUGCAGCACGCUCCAGGUGUUCCAGUUACCAAAGUGGCACUUUGAGGGUCACGGGAGUUUGUGCUGAGGAAGGGCUUCAGGAAUGGGCUGUUGGGCAGCUGCAGGCGUCUCAAUGGGAAAGUGCCCGAUCUCAAUCCUUAACGUAGGCAAGCUUCUACUUCUUCUCUGUCCAUGCCUUGUAAUGAUCAUGUGCUGCUCCUUUAUCAUCAAUUGUCAUGCCCUUUUAAAAAAGGUAGUUUUUAGGCAGAAUUUUUAAAAGAAAUGAAAAGAAUAGAAUCAAGAAGUGCAUGACACCAUUGGAUUUUAAACAUAUAUCUUUAAAUAAUGAACCCAAAGAUAAACUGCACCUUGUGCUUUGAUCUACAAAACCUCUAUCCUGAAUUAAAGAAAUUAUAGCAUCCUCCCUCACAUAUACUCCUUUUCUACUUACUCUUUCCUCUCUCUCUAGCCAUCAAAAUCCUCCUCUGGAAAGACAUCUGUUGACAUAAGUGUCAUUUCUAUCAAGUACCAGGUAAAGCUAUCCUUUUCUUGCUUAAACCAAGGCUCACAGAGCAGUUAAAGGAUCAUUCCAAGGGCAUCCAAAUGAGGAACAAACAAAAAUCUCUUCUGCCUGAAACUAUGCUAACAAUGGGAAAACUUUCUCACACUUUAUGUCCAAGAAGCAGAGGUCUUUGUUCUCAGUUGAUACUGCAGCCUUUUGACAUGUACAGAGGUCAGUAUCAUGGCUGAAACUCUGGCUCAGGUUGCAUCAAAAUCUUCAUUCACCAUUAUUACUUUAUUUCUGCACCUAGAUUGAAGCCUCCCAGCCUGUAUGGUCUCUAGGUUUCAGAUGAUGCUAAUCACUGGACUACCUAAGCAUGCAAAGAUGAAGCUACCAUGUUAAUGUUUCUCCCCCUCUAUACCUGAGAACAAAGCCCACUUCACAAGAGAUCGUGGCACUUUCUGUAGUGUUCUACAAGUGAGGAAUCAUAUCAGAAUCAGAGUUUUCCUACCUGAAUAAAAUUGUUAGCUCUGGCUCAAAAAAAUGAUGUCCAUUUCCUGAAAACAAAAAGAGCAACAAGAAUUGAUUCAUUUUUCUACAAUAUCAUGAAAAAAGUAGAGAAGUUGUAAAAUUACCUGUCUUUUUUUUAAUAGUUAAAAAACAUUUCCUCAGCCAAGCUUACAGUUUAUAUAAUAUAGCACUUAUUUUUACCUGUCUAUUUUGGUCACUGCAAAGGUUUGUAGACAUUUAAUGCUGUCUGCAGUCAGCACCUUGAUUUUCAUUUUGCAACAUGCACAGAACUUCUUGUGCAAAAAAUCUUUUCACUUGAAAAGAUUAUCUGCUAUUAAAAGAAUUUGGGCAUAACAAUUAGAGAGUUUAUUAGCAAGACAAAGGUCGCAUUUGCAGCAUACUUGCUAAUUGACCCCUUGUCUGUACACCUCAUGUGUGUGCUUUUACAAUGUGGCUAUGUGCAUUUAUCAAUGUACAUUUUAUUCAGUAACUGUAGGUCUGAAGAUCAAAAACAAAGGGGAAAGAAGCUGAAAUUCCUACUGAGUAUCAAGGAAAAUUAGGUAAGAGUGGAAUAGUGGCUAAUACACUUUGAGCCCUGUUCUCGUCACAUUUACAGUGGUGUAAAUCAAAGAGCAACUCCAUUACUGGAAUUGUUUGAGAUCAGUUAAUCAUACUUAGGGGGCAUUUUUCAUCCAAACCUCCCCACAUAUUGCUUUGGUCUGCUGUGGACAGUAAAGCAGCAGUAUUUGUCACAAGAUUGUUGAGUGUUUAUGUAUUAUGGGAAGCCUGUCUGUGACAUACAGAGAAACCUACAGCUUCAGCAUCUCCUACAACUCACUUCUUUCACCAGCCACUUAACGUGUCUCUAAGGCACUCAUCAUAAUUGGGUUUCACCUUCAUUUGAAAUAGCUGUGGUCUGUACUCAAAUGAUUCAUCCUGGUCUCUUGCUUAGUCAUUUAAGUUAGGGAUCACUAUAAUACAAACCCCAGUUACUAAAUUAUGGACUCAGAAGUCAUUUUUGUAGGGUCCUACCUUAACUGUUUUAUCAUAAAGACAGAUAUAUUUUACAUUAACAACUUUUACAUCAUUGGUCUUUUCUUUGCAAAGACCUCCUGUCUGAAAUACUGAGAAAUCUGCCAAUUUUCUUCUCAAUUGUUGAUCAUUCACUCGGCCACUUGAAACAGCAACGUUUUGUACACAAAUAAUUUGAUAUCACUGUUUGUCUAAAGGCUAAGCUUCUUUCUGAAUGGGUUUAAUAACACCUUAUUUCAGUAAAAAAAAAAAAGCCACAAGAUAAAUUACAUUGAAGUCACAUCAGCUUGAGAAUACCAAGUCUAAGGCAAAACUCUGAUCCUAUCUUCUCUUUAUUGCAUCUCUAAAAACUGUUGUCUGAGAGAUCCACCAUCCCAUGCUAACAAAAAGAUAACUAAAAUAGCUAUUAUUUUCUUUCAAUUAUCUCUGUGGUCUAUAAUCUUUGGAAUUAACAUGCAAAGUACAUUAGUAAUUAUCAUUACAACUAUUCUUUUUAAGGCAGAUAUAGCUGACUAUUGAACUAAGUAAAGCACAUAACCCAUUGACUGCUGUUCUCUUGCCUCACGUCAAGAUCUGCUAUAGCUGAAUUAUACAUGUCCAAAUGAAAUGGAUACACUCAUACACUCUCAGUGGAAAGUUACUAGUUGCACAAUUGUUAUGUGUGUGUAUAUAUGUAGAUAUAUAGAGAUAUACACAUACACAUAUAAAUAUAUAUAUAUAGAUAUAUAAAAUAUUAUGCAGAUGGAGGGAGACUAAUACAACAUGGGGACUUGGAACAAGCAGUUUAAUUCCAUGAAUUACAGAUGAAUAUACGAGUUAAGGGACAGCAUGGGUUGCAAAUGCCAAACCAGUCUGAUUGAAAGGAAAACACCAUACACUAAAUCCCAGGCUAAGCCCAAGUCUCAUGUUGUAUCUAUGCUACCUUUAGCUGUCCCCUCUUAACACAAUUCUAUCCUUUGAAGAUAUGCAUAAUAGUCUACUGACUCAUUUUUAGUUGUCUGUGUAUCAGCAGGUCACCAGUAGUGAAAAUGGAAGGGUUUAUAGCCAGAAUUCUGCAGUAUUGUGCUUUUGGUGGGACAGCUACUUGGGAAAGCUUCAUCUGCCCUUUAACAUGAAAUUCCUCCUCUGUGUCAGCAAAUAACUGUAUUUGAUGACUUGAGGUCAAUAAUGAAUGUAGUCUAAAGAGAGACCGUGUGUGUGCAGGUGCACACACCCUGCCUGGGGCUGCAGAACACAAGCAGGUCUGGUAGACUGUGGUGGUGAAUAAGUACAAACAAGCUGUGUUGUUACUGCCAUUUCAGACAGAACCUUCCUGUAAAAUCAUAUUUGCCCCACAACAAACUCCAAGUUACCACCAGCGCUGUUUUUUUAUGAUUUUCUUCUUUUAAAGUUCAAGCAAGAAGGAAAAUAUUUUGUUUGAUUUUACAGAUGCUUAAUUCAGCUAAUUUUCCAGUUAAUUGUUCCUUUGGGCCCUAGUUGCUGAAUUGCUUGCUGUUUCUGAGGUGUAAAUAAACGUUUUGAUUCAUGACGUGGUUGCAAAGAAACUUGUAAUUUAUUUGUGAAAUGCUCAAAUAAAGGA
Molecule: messenger RNA, 7841 nt
Organism: Colius striatus (speckled mousebird)
Lineage: Eukaryota; Metazoa; Chordata; Aves; Coliiformes; Coliidae
Gene: CDH13
Product: cadherin 13
Exons: 14
Coding region: 97-2235 (712 amino acids)
Biological process (GO): cell morphogenesis; cell-cell junction assembly; homophilic cell-cell adhesion
Cellular component (GO): adherens junction; plasma membrane; catenin complex
Molecular function (GO): cadherin binding; calcium ion binding
Source: RefSeq, a predicted model, not a curated record